UCGUUGAAAGUUCAUUUAACUCUGAGUUUUUGGGCAAUUUAAUCAUUUGUCCUGUUUUAAUUUUCUCUCUUCCUUAACUCCAUCCUCAUCUUUUAUCAUCAUCAUCAUCAUCAUCAUCUUGCUCUCAUCAUCAUCUCACUAAAUUUCUCCUUUUUUUCUUAAAAAGAUAAACACCAUCAUCAUCAUCUAACUUAUUCACUUCGCUUUCACCUUUCACCAAAUCGGUUAAUUGUUACAGGGAAAAAAAAACUUUUCUUCUACAUUAAUUGUUUAUUGAUUCUAAAUUUUUUCUCAUUCAUCUUCUUCUUAAUUGUUCAAUCCACUAAAAUGAAGUUAAUUGUAAUCUCUGCGAUCUUUUGUUUCCUUUCAUCAACCUCUUACGGUCAGAGGUUCGUUCCUGGAGCUUGUCCAGUAGUCGAUCCACCAGAAAGUUUCGAUAAACGAAAGUUUUUCGGACAUUGGAUUGAGACUGAGAAAACACCCUCGAUGUUUGAUCUUAUGAUGAGAUGUAUGACCGUUGAAUAUGCCGAUGAUAAAGAUGGAUCGAUUGAUGUUUCAAUCAAGGGAGUCUCUCUCGGUGGUAUCCCUGUUUCCAUUACUGGUGACGGUUUAAUUCAAGAUGUUAGUCGAGCCGGCUUUUACAAUGUUCGAUAUGGCCUGGGAAUGCCGAUGCAAGGAACUCAGGUCACAAUUGUUGACACCGAUUACAGUGAAUAUGCAUUAAUCUAUUCAUGUACCAACAGUUUACUCAGUGGAUUAUUUCAUUCUGAAUAUAUUUGGCUUUUAUCCCGUGACGGAACUCUAAGUAACCCAACUCGCCAGAACAUUUAUGAAAAAUUGGAUAACCUGAAAAUCAACCGAUCAGGUUUACAGUUAAGCGAUCGAACUGGUUGUGCAUCUAAUGUAACCAGAGAGGGUGAUGGUGAUUUAGCAUCAAUUCAAACUACUCAACUUCCAAUUGCUCAGUAAAGAUAAUUAAAGGAAUGAACCAGGAAUCGGAUUAACUGAACACCAACAAACCACCAACCAUCAACAUUUCAUAUUCCUCAUCAAUUUCAAUCUCUCUCUCUCUCUCUCUCUCUCUCUCAGUUUGUGGUGAUUUCUGGUUUCUACAUCUUAACCAUCACUCUCAUCAUCAUCUUCAUCCUUAUGAUUAUCAUUUUCUCCCUCUUCGGAUUCAAUGCAUUAAAUUGUAGUAAUCAAAACGAGAAGGCCAAUGAAACUUAAUGGGAUUUAAUUGCUUCAAUUUUAAUCUCUUUCCUUGGUUUCUUUUUAUAUUUUGAUUCUUUUACCUUUACAUUGUGAAGAUUAAGCUGAAUUAAAUUACUGUUAUCAAUUCAUUGAUUACCCAACAUCAACUGCCCAAUCAACUGGACCUGAACAGUUUAGCUGAUUUUCCAGGGUUAAACUGGUUAUCAUUUGGACCUAAAUUGUAAAAGGGGAAAAAAGUGGCUAAUCUUAAUCGUCUUAACAAUCAACUAAUCCUGAUGUGAAACAAAUACAACCCACCAAACAUUUGAUGAGAUUAUUCAAACAAUUUAAAACUUAAUUUAUAUCCAAUCCAUUUAACUUAUAUAUCAACUUUUUUUUAUAUAAUCAAAUAAACAAAUUUGUUUAUUGGACCAAUAACAAUAAUUAUUUACUCAAUUAAUUACUCAAUUAUUGAUAGUAAAAAACAUUAGCCUUUACAAUGUGAUUAGUUAACAUUGGAAACUUAAUUAUCAAAGUUAUUUGAUUAGAUUGAUUCAUUUAAGCUUCUAAAUUAAAUCAAUUAUCAGCUAUAUUUGUAUAUAGAUUAGAUAAUUGUUUUGUUUCAAUAAUUGAAUUCUGUAUCAAUACUGAUCAAUCUAAAUUGCUGUGAAAUAUUGAGAUUGUAACGUUUCAUGUUAAAUGAUUGAUUGACAGUGAUGUUGUUAUUUAAAACAAUCGUUUUUUAAACCAAUUUGUAUGAGAAAUACAUUUUGCUUUGAAGUUUAUCACUUGAUUGUUGCAAUUAAAAUGAGCUUUUUGCAAUGAUAUCUGAAUUUAGAUCUGCAUCUUUUUAUAAAAAAGGUCAAAAUUAGGAGGAAAGAAAGAGA
Panonychus citri (citrus red mite) is the source of this 2078-nucleotide messenger RNA. RefSeq names its product apolipoprotein D-like. Lineage: Eukaryota; Metazoa; Arthropoda; Arachnida; Trombidiformes; Tetranychidae. The transcript has 4 exons. The coding region runs from base 328 to 969 and encodes 213 amino acids. The record is from RefSeq and is a predicted model, not a curated record.